CGCUGCGCGGGGCGGCUGGCACAGGCGGCGGCGCCGGGGCCGGAGGAAAAACCCCGCCCCCGUUGGUCAUCUCCUCGGACCACUGCUGCCUCACAAAGGCCCAAGGACAACGGGGGAUCAUGUCCCAGGUUCCCCGGCUAUGAGAAGAGCUGUCUGCCCAGUCCCAUUCAGUCCUGUGCCAGGCUCUGCCACUGUUAUCCCCAGCUGCAGUGAGAGGAGGAGGAGGCUGGCACCAUGGGCCCGGGCAGUGUCCUCCAUGCCUGGGGGAUGAAAACGCUGCCAUGGACAGCCCAUGCCAGUCCGACCUCCUGAGCAGGAGUCUCCCUCAGCUGCCCACUGUGGACACCCCUGGGCACAGCCUUUCCAGGAUGGGCUUGGAGAGCUACAUAUCCUGUCCUUCGCAGCCCUCCUUCCACCUGUCUGGUCCUUGUGAGGCUUUGGCUGGCCCCAGCAGCAGUGGGGGUGGCCCUCUGCCCCCAGGAGCCGGGAUCCCCUCAGCUGCUGCCAGCCCCAUGCCCGAGGGGCGCAGUGGGCAAGGGGGAGGGGAGCUGCGACCCUUACAGAGUGAGGGGGCUGCUGUGCUGAUCACCAAGGAGUGCCCGCUGCUGGCUGCCCGGGGGGCCCAGCCCAAAGCCCCUAAGCGGAAGCGGGCCGAGAGUGGUGGCGACACCCCGCCCGGCAAGCGGCGCUGGGUGGAGGAGGGCAGUGAGACACCGGUGCAGAGGGAGGCCAUUGUCUCUGGCGCCGAGCGGCUGGCUGUGGACUACAUCGUGCCCUGCAUGCAAUGCUAUGGCAUCUGUGUGAAGGAUGGCUUCCUCGGGGCAGCCUUGGGCAGCCGAGUGCUGGCGGAAGUGGAGGCCUUGAACCGAGAUGGGCGCUUUCGGGAUGGACAGCUUGUGAGCCAGCGGGCAAUCCCCUCGCGUAGCAUCCGGGGAGACCAGAUUGCCUGGGUGGAGGGGCGUGAGCCGGGCUGCGAGAGCAUCGGGGCCCUGAUGGCCCACGUGGAUGAGGUGAUCCUACACUGUGCCGGGCGCCUGGGCAGCUAUAUCAUCAAUGGCCGGACCAAGGAGCGUCCUGACGGCCCCGCCCCUCUGUGCCUCCCGCAGGCCAUGGUGGCUUGUUACCCUGGUAACGGGCUGGGCUAUGUUCGGCACGUGGACAACCCCCACGGGGAUGGGCGCUGCAUCACCUGUAUCUAUUACCUGAACCGGAACUGGGACAUAAAGAUCCACGGUGGCUUGCUGCAGAUCUUCCCCGAGGGUCGGCCUGUGGUGGCCAACAUCGAGCCUCUGUUUGAUCGGCUGCUGAUCUUCUGGUCGGACCGCAGGAAUCCCCACGAAGUGAAGCCAGCAUACGCCACCAGGUACGCCAUCACUGUCUGGUAUUUUGAUGCCAAGGAACGGGCUGCAGCCAAGGACAAAUAUCAACUAGCAUCAGGCCAGAAGGGCAUUCAGGUGCCAGUGUCCCAGCCAGGCCAGCCUACCUAGUGGAGAGCACUUGGAACCAGCCAGAUGGUCCCCCACCCUGUGCUGCUCUGCUGGCUGCCGGGCUGGGCCGUCCCGGACACCGUGGCCGUUCUCUCUACUGCUGCUUCUGCCUUUGCCUGCCUGCCUUCCCCCUCCCCAUGUGGGUGGAGGGGUUACUGCCAGUCCUGGCGCAGCGGGAGCUGGGCAGGGACAGGCAGCAUCCCGUGCACGUGGCCCUUCCCCCAGCUCCGUAAGGAGUGAGCCUCCCAUGGACUCGACCCACAGUGGGCCCCCCUGGCACUGUCCCCUCUAACCAGGAUACAAGAUUGGAAUUAUUGGGGGUGGGGAGGGUCAUGGCCUCUUGCUGGCAGGGGGGAUGGGUGGGACUCCUGCCCCCUUCCUCCAGCCUGGAAUGUGAAGUGCCCCCCCACCUUGGCCCUGGCCUCCUCUGGACUGAGCCUCCUGUGGGGGUAGGGGUGCUCAGUGGAGCGUCGGCUGCAGACUGGCCGCCCGCCCCCAAAUAAAGUUUACCUCAGAGCCGG
Vombatus ursinus (common wombat) is the source of this 2008-nucleotide messenger RNA. It is a transcript of the gene EGLN2, whose product is annotated as egl-9 family hypoxia inducible factor 2. Bases 282 to 1487 code for a protein of 401 amino acids. The transcript is spliced from 6 exons. The record is from RefSeq and is a predicted model, not a curated record. Gene Ontology annotation, molecular function: ferrous iron binding; peptidyl-proline 4-dioxygenase activity; L-ascorbic acid binding. Gene Ontology annotation, biological process: peptidyl-proline hydroxylation to 4-hydroxy-L-proline; cellular response to hypoxia. Gene Ontology annotation, cellular component: cytoplasm; nucleus. NCBI's taxonomy places the organism in Eukaryota, Metazoa, Chordata, Mammalia, Diprotodontia, Vombatidae.